Lodderomyces beijingensis is the source of this 5754-nucleotide messenger RNA. Lineage: Eukaryota; Fungi; Ascomycota; Pichiomycetes; Serinales; Debaryomycetaceae. The record is from the annotation of a GenBank genome assembly.
AUGUCGUAUAACGAUAACAACCACAAUAACUACUACGACCCGAAUCAGCAAGGUGGUGGUGCUCCGCCGCCAAGCGAGGGGGGCUACUAUCAACAACCUUAUGAUGACACUAAUGCCAUGCAUCCGCACCAACAGCAUCAGCAGGACUACUACGACCCCAAUGCGCAGUACAAUCAAGAUCCCAACAUGCAAUAUAACCAAGAUCCAAAUGCACAAUAUCAGCAGCAGCCAUACGACAUGGAUGGCUACCAUGACCAACACCAAUACGGCAACCAGCCCAUGAAUGCGCAAGGCUACAAUGCAGACCCCGAGGCCUUUUCCGAUUUCAGCUACAGCGGGCAAACCCCGGGAACUCCAGGUUACGACCAAUAUGGAACUCAAUACACUCCUUCGCAAAUGAGCUAUGGUGGAGAUCCAAGAUCAUCGGGCGCCUCUACCCCCAUCUAUGGCAGCCAGGGCCAAGGCUAUGACCCUUCGCAGUUCCACAUGUCAUCAAAUUUACCAUAUCCUGCUUGGUCGGCCGAUCCACAAGCACCAAUCAAGAUUGAGCACAUUGAAGAUAUCUUUAUCGAUUUGGCAAACAAGUUUGGUUUUCAAAGAGACUCGAUGAGGAAUAUGUUUGAUUACUUUAUGACGUUGUUGGACUCGAGAUCGUCUCGUAUGUCGCCUGCGCAGGCCUUGUUGAGCUUGCACGCCGACUAUAUUGGUGGUGACAAUGCCAACUAUAGAAAGUGGUUCUUUUCUUCGCAACAAGAUUUGGACGACUCUUUGGGAUUUGCCAAUAUGACCUUGGGUAAAAUCGGUAGAAAGGCAAGAAAGGCUUCCAAAAAAUCGAAAAAGGCUAGACAAGCUGCUGAAGAACAUGGCCAAGAUGUCGAUGCUUUGGCCAACGAGUUGGAAGGUGACUAUUCCUUGGAGGCUGCUGAAAUCAGAUGGAAAGCCAAGAUGAACACAUUAACCCCCGAGGAAAGGGUUCGUGAUGUUGCUCUUUACUUGCUCUUGUGGGGUGAAGCUAAUCAAGUCCGUUUCACACCAGAGUGCUUGUGUUAUAUUUACAAGUCUGCAUUUGAUUAUUUACAAUCACCCUUGUGUCAACAAAGACAAGAACCAGUCCCUGAAGGCGACUACUUGAACAGAGUCAUUACUCCAUUGUACAGGUUCCUUAGAUCGCAAGUUUACGAAGUCUAUGAAGGUAGAUUUGUCAAGCGUGAAAAAGACCACAACAAGGUUAUUGGUUACGAUGACGUGAAUCAAUUGUUUUGGUACCCCGAAGGUAUCUCAAGAAUUAUGUUUGGUGACGGAACGAGGUUGGUGGAUAUUCCUCAAGAGGAACGUUACUUGAGAUUGGGAGAAGUUGAGUGGGGUAACGUAUUUUUCAAGACAUACAAGGAAAUUAGAACUUGGUUGCAUUUCAUUACAAAUUUUAACAGAAUUUGGAUCAUUCAUUUCACAAUUUACUGGAUGUACACUGCGUACAACUCCCCUACAUUAUACACUAAGCAUUAUGUUCAAACUAGAAACAAUCAACCGCUUGCAUCCUCCCGGUGGGCAGCAUGUGCACUUGGUGGUGCAUUGGCCUCGUUUAUUCAGAUUUUGGCUACUCUAUUCGAGUGGAUGUUUGUGCCCAGAGAAUGGGCCGGUGCUCAGCACUUGACGCGUCGUUUGAUGUUUUUGAUUUUGAUCUUUGUCGUCAACUUGGUACCAGUUGUUUACACAUUUAAAGUUGCUGGACUCGAGUUGUACUCCAAGUCGGCUCUCGCUGUUUCCAUUGUUGGCUUUUUCAUUGCCGUUGCCACUUUGGUCUUUUUCGCAAUCAUGCCCUUGGGCGGUUUGUUCACAUCUUAUAUGAACAAGAGAUCAAGAAGGUACAUUUCAUCUCAAACUUUUACGGCAAACUUUAUCAAAUUGAGAGGUUUGGACAUGUGGAUGUCCUACUUGUUGUGGUUUUUGGUCUUUCUCGCCAAGUUGGUUGAAUCCUACUUCUUUUUGACCUUGUCGUUGAGAGAUCCCAUCAGAAACUUGUCCACCAUGGAAAUGAGAUGUAUUGGUGAAGUUUGGUAUGGCUGGCGUGUUUGUAGACAGCAGGCCAGAAUCGUUUUGGGAUUGAUGUACCUUGUCGAUUUGUUGUUGUUCUUUUUGGAUACCUACAUGUGGUACAUUAUCUGCAACUGUAUCUUUUCCAUUGGACGUUCAUUUUACUUGGGUAUUUCCAUCUUGACGCCAUGGAGAAAUAUCUUUACCAGACUUCCAAAGAGAAUUUACUCAAAGAUUUUGGCCACCACCGAGAUGGAAAUCAAGUACAAACCCAAGGUUUUGAUUUCCCAGAUUUGGAAUGCCAUUGUUAUUUCCAUGUACAGAGAACACUUGUUGGCCAUUGAUCACGUUCAAAAAUUGUUGUACCACCAAGUGCCAUCUGAGAUUGAAGGCAAGAGAACUUUAAGAGCACCAACUUUUUUUGUUUCACAAGAUGACAAUAACUUUGAAACUGAGUUUUUCCCAAGAGACUCUGAAGCUGAAAGAAGAAUUUCAUUUUUUGCCCAAUCUUUGGCCACUCCUAUCCCCGAGCCAUUGCCAGUUGACAAUAUGCCCACGUUUACCGUUUUCACUCCUCACUAUUCCGAAAAGAUUUUAUUGUCGUUGAGGGAAAUUAUCAGAGAAGACGACCAGUUCUCAAGAGUGACAUUGUUGGAGUAUUUGAAACAGUUGCACCCUGUUGAAUGGGAGUGUUUUGUUAAGGACACCAAGAUUUUGGCCGAAGAAACUGCCGCUUAUGAAAAUGGCGAUGAUUCUGAAAAAUUGUCUGAAGAUGGAUUGAAAUCGAAGAUUGACGACUUGCCAUUUUACUGUAUUGGUUUCAAAUCUGCCGCUCCUGAAUAUACCUUGAGAACCAGAAUCUGGGCAUCGUUGAGAUCUCAAACUUUGUACAGAACUGUUUCCGGUUUCAUGAAUUACGCUAGAGCAAUCAAAUUGCUUUACAGAGUGGAAAAUCCUGAAUUGGUUCAAUACUUUGGUGGUGACCCCGAAGGUUUGGAAUUGGCUCUUGAGAAAAUGGCUAGAAGAAAGUUUAGAUUUUUGGUUUCCAUGCAAAGAUUGUCCAAGUUUAAAGAUGACGAAAUGGAAAAUGCCGAGUUUUUGUUGCGUGCUUACCCAGACUUGCAAAUUGCAUUCUUGGAUGAAGAACCUGCUUUGAAUGAAGAUGAGGAACCAAGAGUUUACUCUGCAUUGAUUGACGGACACUGUGAAAUGUUGGAAAAUGGAAGACGUCGUCCCAAAUUUAGAGUCCAGUUGUCUGGUAACCCAAUCCUUGGUGACGGUAAAUCUGAUAACCAAAAUCAUGCCAUCAUUUUCCACAGAGGUGAAUAUAUCCAAUUGGUUGAUGCCAAUCAGGACAAUUAUUUGGAAGAAUGUUUAAAGAUUAGAUCGGUAUUGGCUGAGUUUGAAGAAUUGAAUGUCGAACACGUUAACCCAUAUGCUCCAAACUUGAAAACUGCUGAUGUUUCCGAGAAGAAGGACCCAGUUGCUAUCCUUGGUGCCAGAGAAUAUAUCUUUUCCGAAAACUCUGGUGUCCUUGGUGAUGUUGCUGCUGGUAAGGAACAAACUUUUGGUACCUUGUUUGCUAGAACUUUGGCUCAAAUUGGUGGUAAAUUGCAUUAUGGUCACCCGGAUUUCCUCAAUGCUACAUUUAUGUUGACCAGAGGAGGUGUCUCUAAAGCGCAAAAGGGAUUGCAUUUGAAUGAGGAUAUUUACGCUGGUAUGACGGCAAUGAUGAGAGGUGGUAAGAUUAAGCAUUGUGAAUACUACCAAUGUGGUAAAGGUAGAGAUAUGGGUUUUGGUUCUAUUUUGAAUUUCACCACCAAGAUUGGUGCUGGUAUGGGUGAGCAAAUGUUGUCGAGAGAAUACUACUACUUGUCGACUCAAUUGCCAUUGGAUCGCUUCUUGUCGUUUUACUAUGGUCACCCAGGUUUCCACAUCAAUAACUUGUUUAUUCAAUUGUCUUUGCAAGUGUUUAUUUUGGUGUUGGCUAACUUGAACUCGUUGGCCCAUGAGUCGAUUAUCUGUUCGUACGACAAGGAUGUUCCAGUGACUGAUGUCUUGUACCCAUAUGGUUGUUACAAUCUUUCGCCAGCUGUUGACUGGAUCAGACGUUACACCUUAUCGAUUUUCAUUGUCUUCUUCAUUUCGUUUAUUCCAUUGGUUGUUCAAGAAUUGAUUGAAAGAGGUGUAUGGAAGGCGUUCCAAAGAUUUGCUAGACACUUUAUCUCAUUGUCGCCAAUGUUUGAAGUGUUUGUUGCUCAAAUCUACUCGUCAUCCGUGUUUACCGAUAUGACUGUUGGUGGUGCCAGAUAUAUCUCCACCGGUAGAGGCUUUGCAACUUCGAGAAUUCCAUUUUCAAUCUUGUACUCCCGUUUUGCCGACUCGUCGAUUUACAUGGGUGCAAGAUUGAUGUUGAUUUUGUUGUUUGGUACUGUGGCCCAUUGGCAAGCACCAUUGUUGUGGUUCUGGGCCUCAUUGUCGUCAUUGAUGUUUUCACCAUUUGUUUUCAACCCACAUCAAUUUGCUUGGGAAGACUUUUUCAUUGACUACAGAGACUUUAUCAGAUGGCUUUCUAGAGGUAACACCAAAUGGCACAGAAACUCAUGGAUUGGUUACGUUAGACUUUCUAGAUCACGUAUCACUGGUUUCAAGCGUAAGUUGACUGGAGACGUGUCUGAAAAGUCUGCCGGCGAUGCUUCAAGAGCCCAUAGAUCCAACAUUUUGUUUGCUGAUUUCCUUCCAACAUUGAUUUACACAGCUGGUCUUUUCGUUGCGUACACAUUCAUCAAUGCGCAAACUGGUGUCACUAGUUAUCCAUAUCCAAUUUUGGGUUCAGAGGAGCCUCAACCAGUCAACUCUGUCUUGAGAUUGGUUAUUUGUGCUUUGGCCCCAGUAGUCAUUGACUGUGGAGUCUUGUUUGGAUGUGUUGGUAUGGCAUGUUGUGCUGGUCCCUUGUUGGGAUUGUGCUGCAAAAAGACUGGUGCUGUCAUUGCUGGCAUUGCCCAUGGUAUUGCCGUUAUUGUCCACAUUGUAUUUUUCAUUGUCAUGUGGGUCACUGAAGGUUUCAGUUUUGCCAGAAUGUUGUUGGGUUUGGCCACUAUGAUUUACAUCCAAAGAUUGUUGUUUAAAUUCUUGACCUUGGCAUUCUUGACCAGAGAAUUCAAGAAUGACAAGGCCAACACCGCCUUUUGGACAGGUAAAUGGUACAACACCGGUAUGGGUUGGAUGGCAUUCACCCAACCAUCGCGUGAAUUUGUGGCCAAGAUUAUUGAAAUGUCCGAGUUUGCCGGUGACUUUGUUUUGGCCCACGUUAUCUUGUUCUGUCAGUUACCAAUCUUGUUCAUUCCUUUAGUUGACAGAUGGCACUCGAUGAUGUUGUUUUGGUUGAAACCAUCAAGAUUGAUCAGACCACCAAUCUACUCGUUGAAGCAAGCUAGAUUGAGAAAGAGAAUGGUUAGGAAGUACUGUGUCUUGUACUUUGCCGUGUUGAUUUUGAUUGUUGUCAUUAUUGUUGCGCCUGCCGUUGCAUCUGGACAAAUUAAGGUUGAUGUCUUUGCCAACAUUGGUGGUCCAGGAUCAAUUGCCAAUGGUUUGUUCCAACCAAGAAACGUAUCCAAUAACGAUACUGGGCCAAACAGACCACGUACAUACACAUGGUCAUACUUGAGUACCAGAAUGACUGGAAGAACUACUGCAUAUUCGACGAACCCAUUCAAAUAA